Molecule: messenger RNA, 720 nt
Organism: Puntigrus tetrazona (Sumatra barb)
Lineage: Eukaryota; Metazoa; Chordata; Actinopteri; Cypriniformes; Cyprinidae
Product: gastrula zinc finger protein XlCGF57.1-like
Exons: 2
Coding region: 1-720 (239 amino acids)
Source: RefSeq, a predicted model, not a curated record
AUGAUAGUCCACGCGCGAAGGAGCACUUCUUCUGCCAGCAGUGCGGGAAGGCGUAUCGACGACCAAGCAUUACUUUCAAGCAAUCACGUGAAAACGCACACCGGAGAAAGCCCGUUCCGCUGCCAGCAGUGUGGAAAUAUUUCAGCUCAGAAAGAAAGCCUGAAGCUCCACAGUUUCGCCCAGAAAUCCGUCCUGGACUUCCACGUGAACAUUCACACGGGAGAGCGAUCGUUCCCCUGCCAGCAGUGCGGGAAGAGAUUCACCCGGAAGCAGAGUCUGGGAGUCCACAGGAGACUCCACACCGGAGAGAAGCCUUACACGUGCCCUCAGUGUGGGAAGAGCUUCACCUAUAAAGUCACGCUGGACAGCCACUUGAGAGCGAUCACACGGGACAGAAGCCCUUGGCGUCGCGAUCAGUGCGGGAAGAGCUUCACCACGUCUCUGAACUUCCAGUGCCACAAGAACAGUCACGCCGGGGUCAAGCCGUUCGCCUGUCACGAGUGCGGCAAGAGCUUCAGCCAUAAAAACACCCUCUACGUUCACAAGAGGAUUCACACGGGAGCGAGGCCGUACACCUGCCAGUGCGGGAAGAGCUUCACGCAGAAGGGAAACCUGGAGAAACACACCCGGACUCACACGGGAGAGAAGUCCACGCCACGGAAGUCAGCUCCGCUGGCACCCUGCGGCCGAAAGCGAUCCGCGCCUCCUGAGGACUCCUGA